Molecule: messenger RNA, 1118 nt
Organism: Nicrophorus vespilloides
Lineage: Eukaryota; Metazoa; Arthropoda; Insecta; Coleoptera; Silphidae
Product: glyceraldehyde-3-phosphate dehydrogenase 2
Exons: 2
Coding region: 101-1102 (333 amino acids)
Biological process (GO): glucose metabolic process
Molecular function (GO): oxidoreductase activity, acting on the aldehyde or oxo group of donors, NAD or NADP as acceptor; NADP binding; NAD binding
Source: RefSeq, a predicted model, not a curated record
ACGCACUUUCGUCCUUCAAACGACACUUUGCAGUGAACUGUGGCAGUGAGCAGACACGAUCGAUUUGUAAUCGUAUACAAAGUAUUGUUACUAUCUAAACAUGUCUAAGAUUGGAAUCAACGGAUUUGGCCGCAUCGGUCGUUUGGUGCUUCGCGCCUCCAUCGAACGUGGAGCGUCCGUGGUGGCCAUCAACGACCCCUUCAUCAGCGUCGAUUACAUGGUCUACUUGUUCAAGUACGACUCCACCCAUGGCCGCUUCAAGGGCACCAUCGACUGCAAGGAGGGCAAGCUCAUCGUCAACGGCAAUGAGAUCUCCGUCUUCCAGGAGCGCGACCCGACCUGCAUCCCAUGGUCCAAGGCCGGAGCCGAGUACAUCGUCGAAUCCACCGGCGUCUUCACCACCAUCGAUAAGGCAUCCGCCCAUUUGAAGGGAGGCGCCAAGAAGGUCAUCAUCUCCGCCCCAUCCGCCGAUGCUCCCAUGUACGUCUGCGGCGUCAACUUGGACUCUUACGAUCCAAGCCACAAGGUCAUCUCCAACGCCUCCUGCACCACCAACUGCUUGGCUCCACUCGCCAAAGUCAUCCACGACAACUUCGAGAUUGUCGAAGGUCUGAUGACCACCGUGCACGCCACCACCGCCACCCAGAAGACCGUUGACGGACCAUCUGGAAAGCUGUGGCGCGAUGGCCGUGGUGCCGCUCAGAACAUCAUCCCCGCCUCGACCGGAGCCGCCAAGGCCGUCGGCAAAGUCAUCCCAGCCCUCAACGGCAAACUGACCGGCAUGGCUUUCCGCGUCCCAGUUGCGAACGUCUCCGUCGUCGAUCUGACCGUCCGUCUGGGCAAAGCGGCCAAAUACGAUGACAUCAAGGCCAAGAUCAAGGAGGCCGCCGAGGGCCCCAUGAAGGGAAUUUUGGGAUACACCGACGAGGAGGUCGUCUCCACCGACUUCAUCGGAGACACCCACUCCUCCAUCUUCGACGCCGCCGCCGGCAUCCAGCUGAACGACAACUUCGUCAAGCUCAUCUCUUGGUACGACAACGAGUUCGGUUACUCCAGCAGAGUCAUCGACCUCAUCAAAUACAUCCAAACCAAGGAUAACUAAAGGGACAGAAAAAUAA